AUGGACAAACUGCCGGAUGAGUUAAUACUCCAGAUACUCUCAUUCUUGGACGUGGAUCAGCUUGUCAGAUGCCAGUAUCUAUCUCACCGCUUCCUGGAUCUCAGCCGAGACGACAAUAUUUGGAAACUGGAAUGCUUCGAUGCUUCACGGGCAGAGGCCAGGCGUAGGCGUCUACGAAUUGAUCCCGCAAACACUCAGCUUCACACUCUGAGGUCUGCUUUUAACGAACUUUCCGGACAGCCAUCACCAUCUUCUGAUCAAGACGCUGCGUCAAAACUAUCGCCCGCUGCAGAGACACAACGCGCUUUUGCCAAUUGGGAUCCUUCCUAUGGAAACGAGACCAUCGACUUCUAUGGGGAAUACAUCCAUCGACACGGUCCAAUCAACAUUGGCUGGUUGUCUAUGCCGGGAUCUGAGUCUCUGGAAGCCACUGGCCUCGGUCUAGUCCGAGACUCUGACGGCGAUCCUCAACACCUUGCCGCAUCCUUAGACGAUGGCAGUAUUUGCAUAUGGGACGUGCAACCUAGGUAUACCGACUCAGAUCUGUCGCAAGGCCGGAUCGUUGGUAGAAGCUCGCCAGGUCUCCUGGCCGGUGGGCCCCGUGCGGGUCAAUCUCGCCAAGAGACCAAGGCAAUCAUGACAGAAACUGGUGCGGUCGAAUCCGUAAGCAUCGACAACAAUCGCGGAAAGGGCUACUUUGCUCAGAAUAGUACUCUUAUCGAGGUUGAUCUCGACACACUCCAAAUAGUCUCACAGGAGACCUUCCCCUUCCCCAUCGCUGCGCUGUCGCAGGCUCGCAACUCGAGUCUAGUCGUAGGCACCAAUUGGACCGUUCAUAUACACGAUCCUCGCAAUAAGUCAAGGUCGGCGGUCAAUCCUUCUCUACAGUGCGAGAUCAUCGGCGGACCUGCAUCAAAUCAUGCCUCACUCUCACAGCCUGGACCCUUGUCUAUCCUGGAUCGUGUGCAGGAUGAAUCCAUUUGGAUUGCCGGCAGAUUCACGCACCUGCUAAACUAUGAUCGUCGCUUCUUCCCCAAGGUACGUGGCACAGUGCAUUCUGGAGGACGUAUAUCCUGUAUAACGGAAAGACCUCGACCAUAUGUUCCACGUUCUUUGGAUCUGCUUCAGGAUCCUUCUGUAUCAAUUUCGGAUGUGUAUGCUGCAAAAACUGCUCUUGGAUCAACCAUCCUGGCUGCAGGCGAGUACAAAGGCAAAGGCAGUCUUGAGUUUUACGGACUGGCACCUUCACCUUCGGGGUCAGUCAUUACAGAGAGCUACCGAAAUAGACAGACAGCCGCUUCAACUCGAUUGUUGUCGGUAGCCGCACAUGGCAACUCUACAGUAUUCAGUGAUGGUGAUGGCAAUCUGAAAUGGAUCGAGCGCGAUGGCAUGACGACCAUACGAACCUACAACAUCAAUGAGGCUGUUGUUGCGCCAUCUUUCAAUCAAGCACAAAGCACAGCUCAGGGGCCAGAUGACGAGUCGUCCCAGGGGGACAUCGUGCAGAAGAUCAUACCUCUUCAACCGUCAGCACGGUCAUGGUCUAGCAAGAGGCCAGAUGUGAAUCAAACGGAUCUCGUACUCAAGACGGGUGACGGUCGGGUAGGAGUACUAGGUUUCGGCCACAAGACGCUGUACAGCAGAGAAGAAGAGGAGACUGUAGUUGAGACCACUGAGGAGAGGGUCAGGAGAGACGCUGAGAAGCAGUACCGAGAGACGCUGGGCAGGGCACUCCAAAGUCAAGCUGAUGAAGUGAGGUUUAUGAGAGGCCUGGGCAUGGCAUUCGGAAUGAGUUAG
Messenger RNA from Aureobasidium namibiae CBS 147.97, 1797 nucleotides. RefSeq lists its product as uncharacterized. The coding region runs from base 1 to 1797 and encodes 598 amino acids. The transcript is spliced from 2 exons. Lineage: Eukaryota; Fungi; Ascomycota; Dothideomycetes; Dothideales; Saccotheciaceae. Gene Ontology annotation, molecular function: protein binding. The record is from RefSeq and is a predicted model, not a curated record. Gene Ontology annotation, biological process: protein polyubiquitination.